Messenger RNA from Cyclopterus lumpus (lumpfish), 3564 nucleotides. It is a transcript of the gene st14a, whose product is annotated as suppression of tumorigenicity 14a. Gene Ontology annotation, cellular component: membrane. Gene Ontology annotation, molecular function: protein binding; serine-type endopeptidase activity. The record is from RefSeq and is a predicted model, not a curated record. NCBI's taxonomy places the organism in Eukaryota, Metazoa, Chordata, Actinopteri, Perciformes, Cyclopteridae. The transcript has 20 exons. The coding region runs from base 244 to 2787 and encodes 847 amino acids. Gene Ontology annotation, biological process: proteolysis.
GAAAGCGCGGAUACGGUCAUCGUCCUGAUACUCAGAGGAGGCAGAUCGAUGGCGUGGAAUUAGUCUCAAAAUGCUUACAGUUUUAGUUGCUCGCAGGUUCAUUCCGUCUCGCGGCAACCAAAGGCCUGCAGGUUCACCUCGGAAAACAGCCCAUGAACGCACCACCGCAAGAAAUAAACAAGAAGGGAGGAAGAAGUUCAGGUGUGCUGAGGUCGUUUUGCUUUUAAUCGGAGGUUACCCUUGAUGGACUACAUGGACAGUGGACUGAGGUACACCCCGAAGUCGGACAAAGACUGGGACACCUCGGUCCAAUUCCUGCCAGCAUCAGAUAACAAAAAGCUUGAGAAGAAAAAGGGUCCGGGGAAAGUUGGGGCUGUGAUCGGUGUGGUGAUCUUUGCCGCCGUUGUAGCUCUGAUGACUGGACUGCUCGUCUGGCAUUUCCACUUCCGUAAAGAUGUGCGACUCAAGAAGAUGUACAGCGGCUCCAUGCGGAUCACUAACCAGGUGUUCGAAGAUGCCUACGAGAAGUCCAACACCUCCGAGUUCAAGGCGCUGGCGAAGCAGGUGACUUCACAGCUUAAAUCCAUCUAUUCCAAAAGUCCUCAAUUGGCCAAAUACUAUGUUGGAUCUACAGUUCAGGCUUUCAGUGAAGGCAGUGUUAUUGCCUACUACCUGUCCGAGUUCAAAGUCCCCACGGGCCAAGAGGCAUCCGUCGACAAAGCCAUGUCUACGAUGGAAAAGCUUGUGGACAAAGAGCAGCGCUUCCUGUCCAGACCUGGCAACUCUCUGGUCCUUGAAGAUGUGAUAUCUUCAGCACUUGAUGCCCGACUGUUUUCAACAUCAUUCAGCCAAUUUUUGAAGUUUACCGAACAUACAAAGACCGGAACAAUUGGGCAGAUCCAGUCGCCUGGCUUCCCUAACAGUCCAUAUCCCCCCAACACCUUCAUCCAGUGGCAGCUGAGAGCAGACCCCGGCUACGUCAUCAAGCUCGAGUUCGAUAUGAUGAAUCUGGAAGAGAACUGCCAGAAUGACUUUCUCAAAAUCUACGACUCCCUGGUGGCCAUCGAGAGCCGCGUCAUGGAAGAGAUGUGUGGGUACUACUCACCUAGUGAACCAUUGACCUAUCUGUCUUCUGGCAAUGUCAUGCUGGUGACGAUGGCCUCUGAUAAGGAGAAGAACUACCCAGGUUUUAGGGCAAAGCUCUCUCAAAUCCGACGCGGAAGUAAAGGUACGACAUGCGGUGGCCAGCUGACGGGCGAAAAAGGCACCUUCACUUCUCCCAACUUCCCAAAUUACUAUCCUCCUCGGACUUCGUGUCAGUGGUCGAUCCAGGUCCCUGCUGGUAAGGCGGUGAAGGUGACGUUCAGAAAGUUCCUCUUGUCUGAGCCCGGGCAGGAGAACAGUAAGGAAUGUAGCAAGGACUACGUGGAGGUCAACAGAAAGAAAUUUUGCGGAGAAAAGCCUGAUGGAACGGUGACGGAAACCAGCAACACCAACACAAUGAGCGUGGUGUUUUUCUCCGACGCCUCCUAUGUGGACCGAGGCUUUGACGCGUCAUAUGAGGCCAUCGACGUCAAAGACCCUUGUCCAAAGGAGUUCCAGUGCAGAAAUCAACGCUGCGUGAAAUUGGCGCUCAAGUGUGAUGGCUGGAAUGACUGCGGAGACAUGAGUGAUGAAUUAAACUGCAAGUGCAGUUCAAAGCACAUCAGCUGUAAGAAUGGGUUGUGCAAGCCCAUGUUCUGGAAAUGUGACGGCGUAGACGACUGUGGAGACCUCACAGAUGAGCUGAACUGUGGUGGAUGCAAAACUGGACAAAUAACAUGCAAGAAUGCAAAAUGUGUGUCUGAGAAGAAUCGCUGCGACGGUACAGACAACUGUGGGGACGGGUCAGAUGAGCUCGACUGUGGGAGAAGCAUGGAUUUGAAGUGCAGUGAUCUCACUUAUAGAUGUAAAAACAAUAAAUGCAUCAGUAAAGUGAACCCCGAAUGUGAUGGGACGCAGGACUGCGAAGAUGGAUCUGACGAGCAGAAUUGCGACUGCGGCCGGAGCAUGUUCAAGACGUCGCGUAUUGUGGGCGGCGAGGAUACAGAAGCCGGGGAGUUUCCCUGGCAGGUCAGCCUCCACGUCAAAGGUUUCGGUCACGUGUGUGGAGCGACCAUCAUCAGUCCGAACUGGCUGGUCACCGCUGCCCACUGUGUGCAAGAUGACGGCCGGACAAGAUACUCCCAGCCCAGCACUUGGGAAGCUUACCUCGGCCUUCACACCCAAGGGAAUGUUGGAAGUGUCGUGGAGAAGAGGAACCUGAAGCGGAUCAUAGCCAACCCGAACUACAACGCAUACACCUAUGACAAUGACAUCGCCCUGAUGGAGCUGGACAGACCCGUCACAUACUCGGAUUACAUCAGGCCCAUCUGCAUGCCGGCUCCUCAACAUGAUUUUCCAAUGGGUAACACUGUGUGGAUCACCGGGUGGGGCGCUACUCGAGAAGGAGGAUUUGCUGCAAAAGUGCUCCAAAAGGCCCAGGUCCGAAUCAUCAACUCCAAGGUGUGCAACGAUUUAAUGGGAGGGCAGAUCACGUCUCGGAUGUUGUGCGCCGGAGUGCUGACCGGGGGAGUCGAUGCUUGCCAGGGGGACUCUGGCGGCCCUCUGUCCAGUCCGUCCGGCAGCCGCAUGUUCCUGGCAGGAGUGGUUAGUUGGGGCGAUGGCUGUGCGCGCAGGAACAAACCUGGCAUCUACACAAGGGUCACCAAAUUCCGUGGGUGGAUCAAAGAAAAGACGGGAGUGUAGACCACUGCAAAGCGGUCCAACCAGGUCAUAUAGAAAAUGCACACGGACUGAUGACAAACCAAAGUACGGGUUGUUGCUUCACCACUCUGACUUUCCAGCUGAUGUAGUGGCGUUGACUCUGUCGCAGCUAAAGCUGAAAAUGCACCGUUUGCUUAAAAAGCAAUUGAAACACAUUUUAAGACUGCUAUUUUAUGAGGGUGGGGUUGAUGACAUGUUUUUGAAUGUAAAUAAAGGUUUUAUUUUUGUGUGGUUUUAUUCUGCCAUUUUUUUUUUAAAGCUUGUUUUGAUGGAGACCAAUGUUAUGUGCUGCACAUUAAGUAGAUUGUAGGCGUGAUUGUUACACAUGUACACAAAUGAAUUGUGCAUCUCUGUCUUGUGUUUUAUCAGUAGAUAUAUAAAUGUCCUACCAGUUUUCCUUGUCAGAAUUUUGUAAAUUUAGAAAGCAAAAUGGCCGCAAGCUCAUCCAUCUUACCUCCUAUGGCUUGGUAUCAUACUCAUCUUAGUGAUUUUUCGUCCAGCAGAAAUCCCUGAAGAGUUAGUGAUGUGAUUCUUCUCUUUGGAAAGCAUUGUCCUGCUCAUCAUGGAUGGCAUUAUAUAUUAACAGCCAUGAACUGCAAAAAAAUACAUCAGCAUGAACAAGUUUUGUUUGAGGUUAAGCUUUCAUGUUUAAUAUAUCUCAUCCAGCACAAUAUUGGCUUCUCAGUUUAAUUCUUCUUAAAUCUUUGUAAAUGUGGUUUUAUAGCAGAUGUUUUUCAAUAAAAUAAUUAUAAUAUAUAA